Messenger RNA from Propithecus coquereli (Coquerel's sifaka), 8159 nucleotides. It is a transcript of the gene BAHCC1, whose product is annotated as BAH domain and coiled-coil containing 1. The coding region runs from base 1 to 7809 and encodes 2602 amino acids. Gene Ontology annotation, molecular function: chromatin binding. The record is from RefSeq and is a predicted model, not a curated record. The transcript is spliced from 28 exons. NCBI's taxonomy places the organism in Eukaryota, Metazoa, Chordata, Mammalia, Primates, Indriidae.
AUGGAUGGCCGCGAUUUCGCGCCGCCGCCGCAUCUGCUGUCGGAGCGCGGGAGCCUGGGCCACCGCAGCGCCGCCGCCGCCGCGCGACUCGCUCCGGCCGGGCCCGCUGCGCAGCCGCCCGCGCACUUCCAGCCGGGAAAGUACUUCCCGUCGCCGCUGCCCAUGGCUUCGCACGCAGCCAGCAGCCGCCUGAUGGGAAACUCUCCGGCCUCUUCUUUCAUGGGCAGCUUCCUCACCAGCAGCCUGGGCUCCGCGGCCUCCACGCACCCGAGCGGCCCCACCUCCUCCCCCUCUGAGCAGGCCUAUCGUGGCUCCCACCCGGCCACCUCCCAGAUCUGGUUCUCCCACUCCCACGAAGCUCCGGGGUACCCCAGGUUUUCGGGGAGUCUGGCAUCCACCUUCCUACCCGUGAGCCACUUGGAUCACCAUGGAAACAGCAACGUUCUCUACGGGCAGCACCGUUUCUAUGGAGCCCAAAAAGAUAACUUCUACCUGCGCAACCUGCCCCCCCAGCCCGCCCUCCUGCCCGCCAAUCACAACUUCCCUGGCGUGGCCCGCGCUGCACCCGCCCACCCCAUUGGCUCCUGCAGCCGUGACCGGGGCGAGGCCGGCCCCCUGCAGAAGGGCCCCAAGGAGUUCGACCGCUUCCUCAUGGGCAAGGAGCUGGGCAGAGAGAAGGCCGGCAAGGCGGCUGAGGGCAAGGAGCGCCCGGCGGCCGAGGAGGACAGCGGCAAGGAGCGGCACAAGCUGGUGCUGGCCGACGGGCACUGCAAAGAGGGUAUCCCCGUGCCCCGAGGCACCUGCGAGGGCCGCCCCAAGCACCCCACCUCCUGCCUCCUCAAUGCCAAGGCCCUCGAUGGCGACACAGGCAAGGCCACGUUGGCCAGCUGUGCGGGCGGCACACUGGGGCGGCCUGGAGCAGGGGUGGUGGCGCCCGGGCGCUGUGUGAAGGAGGCGGUGGGGCCCAUGGAGCCCGGGCCAGCCUUCAGCGAGUGCUUGGAGAGGCGGCAGAUGCUGCACCAUGCCGCAUCCUACUCGGUGCCAUCGGGCCUGCCCACCGGGCCUCCCCCUCCCCUGGGCACAGCCACCGGCUCCUUCCCCUGCCUGCAGCUGCAUGGUGGGCCCGACGGGCUCUGCCCACUGCAGGACAAAGUCCCCCGGGACCUGAAGGCCAGCGGGCCCACCUUUGUGCCUUCCGUGGGUCACCUCGCCGACAAAAGCCGCCCUUUCCAGGCGGCUGAGGCCUGUGCCGUGGUGGGUGAGGGCAAGGACUGGCACCUGGAGGGGACCACGGCUUCUGACCACGCUGCGCCCUACGGUGUCUCCUAUGCCCACCUGAAGGCUGAGGGCACGGGCGAGCGGCGGCCUGGGGGCUUCGAGGCAGCCCUCAACCCCCGGCUGAAGGGCCUGGAGUAUCUCAACAGUGCAGGCCCCGAGGCCUCCUUCCCGGGGCUCCCCAAAGGCUGUCUGGACAAAAGCGGCUAUUUCGAGUUGCCUACUCCUUCCCAGGACUGUGCCCGGCCCGGUCACCAGGACCCGCUGGGUGGGAAGGCCGCCCAGGCCUGCUGCACUUUAGAUAAGACCGCCAACAAGGAAGCCCCCACUGGUGCUCCUGGGACCCAGAAGGUGGCCCGGAUCCGGCAUCAGCAGCACUUGGUGGCCCCUGAACCGGAGCCCGGGGGCACUGGGGCCGAGGCCAAGCGCAAGUCCCUGGAGCUGGCUUGUCUGGGCUACGGUGGGUCCCACCUGCCCCAGUGGGGUGUGCAGGCCGGCCAGGGCACCGCCAUGGCCAUCAGCGAGGAGCACAAGGCUGGCGCCUACCUGGACCCCUUCAGCGGCGGCCUGCAGCAGGCGGCACUCCUGUCCCAGGAGCUGCCCACCCCGCCAGGCGAGGUCUCGGCCAUGAAGAACCUGCUUAAGUACAGCAACCAGGCCCUGGUCGUGGGCCAGAAGGCACCGUUCGUGGGCCUGGGCAGCCUCAAGGCCAGCUGCGUUCAACAGGAAGCGAAGUUCCCGUCCUCCAAGGGCCCAGGCCAGGCGGAGAGGCCCGACUGUGCCCGCAGCAGGGAGCACGAUGCCCCGCACGGUGACGGGGAGGCGCGGCAGCCGCCUGUGGGCAUCGCAGUGGCCUUGGCCCGGCAAAAGGAUACGGCGAGCCGGUCAGAGACGGCCUAUGGUGCCAACGCUGGGCGGCAGGGCCGGGCCGCCCCCACAUUCAAAGUUGGCGGGGGGCCCCGCUCUACACACGUGCUGGACCUGGAGGCCGAGGAGGAGAGGACACGGCUGUGUGAUGACCGCCUGGGGCGGGCUGGCCGCGAGCUGCUGCUGCAGGACAACAAAGACCUCGUGGACUUUGCCCGGAUCCACCCGUCAAGCAGCUGCCCUGGAGACCUGACUCCCCACCUCAUGAUGCAGGGUGGCCAGCUGGGUGGGGACUCGGCCCCCCACCCUGCGCAUCCCCCCUGGCUGCCCCGCACGCGUAGCCCCUCCUUGUGGAUGGGGGGACACUCCUACGGCCUGGGGCACCCCGCCCUGCACCAGAACCUGCCCCCUGGCUUCCCUGCCUCUGUGGCUGGUCCCGUGCCCUCCGUCUUCCCCCUCCCCCAGGACGCCCCCACACAACUGGUCAUCCUGCCCUCGGAGCCCGCGCCCCACAGUGCCCCCCACGCGCUCGCGGAUGUCAUGGACCAGGCCUCGCUGUGGCCCUCCAUGUAUGGGGGCCGGGGCCCUGCCUCCCACAUGCAGCACGCGGGCCAGCUCCCCGUCUACUCGCGCUCCCAGCUCCUGCGGCAGCAGGAGCUCUACGCCCUGGAGCUGCAGCGGGCCGCCCAGUUCCAGCGGAAGCCGGAGGACCACCACCUGGAGCUGGAGGAGCCCACCCAGGAGAAGGCCCUGAAGUCCACCCACAAGCCAGUUGCCUUAACCCCCUCGGCCCAGGGCGCCCCCUCGCCUGCCACAGGCCCCAUCAAGCUGCCACCUUGCUGCCACCCACCCACAAUGAAGCCCCCCGCCAGCUGCCCCACGCCCCCGCCGCGGCCCAGCGCCCCGUGCACUUUACCCGUCUGCCCUGCCGGCAGCCCCGGGCCUGGCUCCAAGGUGCCCAGCGCCAAGGACGAGAGUGGGGAUGGCCGGCGGCCCGGGGCCAGCGUUGCCUCGUUGGAACCAGAACUGCCUCCUGGGUACACACGCCCCACGGCCAGCGCUGGCUUCUCCUCCUCCCUGCCCUCAGACAUGCACUCAUCUGACCUCGAGCACCCCGAAACUAUGCAAACCGCCGCCCUAGGGGCCCAGCCUGAGCCUGCAAGGACGUUCCUGCCCGGGGAGCUGCCCCCCUGCGGCCCCGUGAGGCUGGAGGAGCCUGGGCUGCUCUUGGGGGCCAGGGAGGCCGCCCAGAACCUUGGCGCCACCCCUCACCCCGCCGAGCGGGGAGCCCAGGGGAUGGCAGUGGACCCCAGCCCACUUCAGGGGCUGCAAGAACUGCAGUGCGGGGCCCUCCUCGAGGGAGGGGUCCCUGAAGCCACCGUCCAGGCUCGUUCUACUCAGGGAGGGGCGCAAGAGGAGAGAAGCAGGAGGGAGGGGGGCGAGGAGGGGGAGCAAGGGCCCUCGCUGGGGGCCUCCGCCCCGGCCCUGGAGCAGCAGGCAGGGAGCCCGGGCGCCCUGGGUGAGGAGGGGGCGCGGCUGGCCCCAGAGGAGGCCGAGCUGGAGCCCGAGCUGGAGGACUCAGAGGAGGAGCACAGGGCGGCUCCCGAUGACAGCCCCCCACCCAGGGCGCUACCAGGCCUGGACGCCUUGGUGGCUGCCACCAUCGACCUGGGGGACCUGCCCAGCGGUGACCUGCUGGACCCUCAGCCCCUGGCGGCCUGCAGGCCCCCCAGCACAGACGCCCCGCCCAGUAGCUCAGGGAUUCACGGGAUUGCUCUGCUCAGCGAGCUGGCGGACCUGGACACCCAGCGGCAGAGGAGUGAGCAGGCCGUGCCAGAGGAGGAGGAGGAUGUGCUGGCCUUCAACCUGCAGCACCUGGCCACGCUGGCCACAGCCUGGUCCCUGGUGGAGGCCGCCGGCCUGGACGUCCCCACCACCUCCGCACAGCCCCCCGCUGCCGAGCCCUGCGGUGGCCCCAGGCUCACCCCCCGCAUGCAGAUCCUGCAGCGGAAAGACUCCUGGGCCCCCAAGACCAAGCCUGUGUGCCCACUGAAAGCGGCCAUCGACCGGCUGGACACGCAGGAGGUGGAGAUGCGCAUGCAGCUGGCGGAGCUGCAGCGGCGCUACAAGGAGAAGCAGCGGGAGCUGGCCCGCCUGCAGCGCAGGCACGACCACGAGAGAGAGGAGAGCUCUCGGAGCCCUGCACGGCGGGGGCCCGGCCGUCCGCGGAAGCGCAAACACUCCAGCUCACUGCCUGCCCUGCGGCCUGGGGGCCAGCUGGCCAGGACCGACGGCAAGAAAGUCAAGGCAGUGCGGACCAGCCUCAGCCGGCUGUGCGCGGAGCUGCGGGGAGCUGGUGGAGGCAAGCCCAACCCGAAGCGCAGCAGGCUGGAGAAAAGCGUCUAUGCCGGCCUGCAGGCAGGCUCCCUGGAGAAGGCGCGAUGCAAGAAGAGCAGUGGCCAGAGUGGGCUGGGGUCCUCAGUGGCCCACAAGGCAGGCCGGCUGAAGCCGAAAGUCAAGGGCAGGGGGCUGCCCGCGGGCCUUGGCCCCUUCCCGCGGGCAGAGGUGAGCCCAGGGGGGCGCAUCCGCAAGGAGCUGUCACGAGCCAAGAGCGCCAAGGCAUCCAGGGCAGCCCGGCGCGCACAGCCCGAGGGUGACAGCGGCAGGGAGAUGCCCAGAUUCCCCGCGCGGCCGGCGGUGGCCUCGCCCCACGAAGCAGGCAAUGGCUAUGACAGCGAGGACUGCGGGGGUCUCUUGGGGACAGAGGCGCCACCCAGGGAGCCCGGGCUGCAUUCGGGGCCCGGCAUGGCCGUGCUGGGGCCCUCGCCCUCCUCCGUGGUCAAGAUGGAGGCCAACCAGAAGGCUAAGAAGAAGAAGGAGAGGCAGGGCCUGCUCGGGGCCUGCCGCCUGUCCAGCCCCGAGGGCGAGGUGAAGAUCAGGCGGCGGACGGUGAAGGAGAAGGCGGGCACCAAGCUGGAGCGGGCACCAGGGCGGAGGCCACCAGGAGCGCCAGGCAAGAAGAAGGCCAAGGGCGUCCUGCGGGCAGAGCCAGGGGCCACCCCGGGCAGGGACGCCCUCUUCAGCCCCUCCCGGGCCUUGGCCUGCCACGAGGAGGGCAGCAAGCUGGCCAGCGAGCGCCUCAAGAGGGCCACGCGCAAGAGCACCAUGCUGCAGCCAGUGCUGCGGCGGAAGAACGGGGCCUUGUCCAUCGCCCUGGCCGCCCGCAACGCCAAGGCCAUCCUGGGCAAGGGCCGGAAGCUGGGCAAGGUGAAGAGCAAGAGGGUCCGCAAGCAGGGCAAGGGCCGGGCCGUGAGCCGCCUGCUGGAGAGCUUCACGGUGGAGGAUGACUUCGACUUUGAUGACAACAGCAGCUUCUCCGAGGAGGAGGAGGAGGAGGAGGAAGAGGAGGAGGAGGCCAGUGGCCCCCUGAGCCUGGAACAGAGCGUGGCCCUGGCGCGCUCCUGCACCAUCCACAAGGAGGACCUGCAGGACGGGCUGCCCGUGCUCAUCGCGAAGGAGGACAGCCUGCUGUACGCGGGCAGCGUCAGGACCCUGCAGGCCCCCGACAUCUACAGCAUCGUCAUCGAGGGUGAGAGGGGCAACCGGCAGAGGGUCUACUCGCUGGAGCAGCUGCUGCAGGAAGCGGUUCUCGAUGUGCAGCCGCAGUCUAGCCGGUACCUCCCGCCUGGCACCCGGGUCUGUGCAUACUGGAGCCAGAAGUCUCGCUGUCUGUACCCAGGCAAUGUGGUCCGAGGCAACUGUGGCGAGGAGGAGGAGGACCUGGACUCCGUGGUGGUGGAGUUCGACGACGGGGACACAGGCCACAUCGCCGUCUCCAACGUCAGGCUCCUGCCCCCAGACUUCAAGAUCCAGUGCACAGAGCCCUCCCCGGCUCUGCUCGUGUCCAGCAGCUGCCGGAGGACCAAGAAGGCCUCCAGCGAGGCCCCCCCGCCCAGCGAAGCCACCGCCCCCAGCCUGUCCCCCAAAGUGCAGGACAGCUCCGAAACCUCAAAGACCCCCGGGAAGAAAUCCAUGAGCAAAGACAAAGCUGGCAAAGCCGAACUCCUAACCUCAGGUGCCAAAUCCCCCACGGGGGCCUCAGACCACUUCCUGGGUCGCCGGGGCAGCCCCCUGCUGAGCUGGUCUGCGGUGGCGCAGACCAAGCGGAAGGCGGUGGCCAAAGCCACGGCGGGCAAGGGGCCGGGGGUGUUGCAGAACCUCUUCCAGCUCAACGGCAGCGCCAAGAAGCUGCGGGCCCACGAGGCUCUGUUCCCCGUGCACAGCGUCGCCGCGCCCGUGUUCGGCAACAGCUUCCGCGCCGACUCCUUCAGCAGCCUGGCCAGCUCCUACGCGCCCUUCGUGGGCGGGGCCGGGCCAGGCCUGCCCGGGGGAGCCCACAAGCUGCUGCGGGCCAAGAAGGCCGAGCGGGCGGAGGCCGAGAAGGGCGCACGGCGACGGGCGGGCAGUGAGUUCCUGGUCAAGCUGGACCACGAGGGCGUGACGUCCCCCAAGAACAAGAACUGCAAGGCGCUGCUCAUGGGGGACAAGGACUUCGGCCCCAAGCUGGGGCGGGCCCUGCCCAGCCCUAGCUACGCGCAUCCGGCCCUGGCGGGCAAGGACAGGAAGGGGCGGGCGCCCAUCCACCCGCUGCCCAUGGGGCUGGCGCUGCGCAAGUUCGCGGGCCAGGCCGAGUACCCGCUGCCCUGCGACAGCGACUGCCACAGCUCCUACUCGGACGAGGACGAGGACGGGCCGGGGCUGGCGGCCGGCGUGCCCUCCCGCUUCCUCACCCGCCUGUCGGUGUCAUCGUCCUCGUCCGGCUCGUCCACCUCGUCCUCCUCGGGCUCCGUGUCCACCUCCAGCCUCUGCUCCUCGGACAACGAGGACUCGUCCUACAGCUCGGACGACGAGGACCCUGCCCUGCUGCUGCAGACCUGCCUCUCCCACCCUGUGCCCGCCCUCCUGGCCCAGCCCGAGGCCCUGCGCGCCAAGGGGGGCCCCCACACGCACGCCCAGCGCUGCUUCCUGUCCAGGGCCACGGUGGCCACGGGCGCCGGCCCCAGCGGAGGCAAAUCCAAGCUCAAGCGCAAGGAGGCCCUGAGCUUCUCCAAAGCCAAAGAGCUUUCGCGGAGGCAGCGGCUGCCCUCCGUGGAAAACCGGCCAAAGAUCUCAGCCUUCCUGCCUGCCCGGCAGCUCUGGAAGUGGUCAGGGAACCCCACACAGCGGCGAGGCAUGAAGGGCAAGGCCAGGAAGCUGUUCUACAAGGCCAUCGUCCGGGGCAAGGAGACGCUGCGAGUUGGGGACUGCGCGGUCUUCCUGUCGGCCGGGCGGCCCAACCUGCCCUACAUCGGCCGCAUCGAGAGCAUGUGGGAGUCGUGGGGCAGCAACAUGGUGGUGAAGGUCAAGUGGUUCUACCACCCCGAGGAGACCAAGCUGGGCAAGCGGCAGUGCGACGGCAAGAACGCUCUGUACCAGUCGUGCCACGAGGACGAGAACGACGUGCAGACCAUCUCCCACAAGUGCCAGGUCGUGGGGCGCGACCAGUACGAGCAGAUGGCACGGAGCCGCAAGUGCCCGGACCGGCAGGACCUCUACUACCUGGCUGGCACCUACGACCCCACCACAGGGCGCCUGGUGACGGUUGACGGCGUGCCCAUCCUGUGCUGAGCCCGCCUGGCAGCCGGCCCGCAGCGCUGAGAGGUCAGGCCGAGCGCCAGGGGCGUCUGAGCAGAUGCGCGAGCCUGCCAGGCAGGGUCCGCGCUCCCCUGUGAUUUCCCUGGAAAGAGAGAGCUCCCGGCCCGGUCCCGUCCCAUCCGCUGCAGAGGGUCGUGCUGUGCCCCUGCUGGGACCGUGCCACCGGCCUGCCCGCCCCACCCGCGGGCGCUCUGUUUUCCGCAUCGGCAGUUCACGAGAGAUUAGAAUCCAAGCCAUACUUCCCUAGUACCUCCGACUGUCUCCCACCAGGGAAAGCAGAAAUCAGGUGUGUUGUCUAUUUAUUUCUCUAUGUAAAUAUUGUA